GAUCAAAUCGGCUUAUUGUGGAGGUUUACACCUUGAAGAAUCUCGCGACAAUGAAGAAAUUCUAUCAAAAAAAUGAGCAUGGGACUGAUAGAUCCAAAUCGACGGAGACGAAGAAGAGGAAGAACAUGAAGAGAUUGGGAGGCGGUGGUCUUUCUCUCCAAACUUUUGCUAACAUGAAAUCGGAAAACAAUCGCUAUAACCCUUCUUUGAUCAAAAAGCAAAAAGAGUUCUACAAGAAUGCAAAGUAUGUGAGCAAGUUUAGGAAGUCGGUGAAGCAGCAGGACAUUGAUGACAAGAAUGAGACUGGAGAGAGUAGUAAGGUAGAUGAUGAUGAUGAUAAGCAGAAGGGUAAAUCUAAUAAGAGAAUUGGUGUAGAGGAUUUGUACAAGCAGACAAGAGAAGAGAUGGAGAAAGUAAGGAAGGAGAGAGAGGCUACGUUUCAGGCAAAGAAGGAAGCGAAAGAAGUGGCUGAAUCCAGGAGGAAAGUAGCAAAGGGGAAAAUGAUGAGAAAGACUCGACAUGGUCAGCCUGUAAUGAAAUACAGAAUAGAGCAUCUUCUUGAAUCCAUCAAGAAAUCUGCUGGAAUCGACGAAAGUGCAUGACUGGUUAAUACAGUGCGGAUCAGGAACCCUUCCAGUUAUUUGGAGCUGAUGGAGGAUUUUCUCAAAACAUGGUGAGGAGCAGUUGAUGGUGUUACGGAGGCUCGAAGCGGAAACCUUGUUGUUAUCUCAGAUACUGACCUUUUUCUUCCCAGAGAUAUUAUAUUACACUACUGGUUCUUAAUUUCUUAUUACUUUGAGAGAUGCUUUGCGGCAACAUUUGUAGUUUUUGGCUAGACCUUACUGUUUAGUU
Messenger RNA from Arabidopsis arenosa, 852 nucleotides. The record is from the annotation of a GenBank genome assembly. NCBI's taxonomy places the organism in Eukaryota, Viridiplantae, Streptophyta, Magnoliopsida, Brassicales, Brassicaceae.